Messenger RNA from Sodiomyces alkalinus F11, 1212 nucleotides. RefSeq lists its product as hypothetical. Lineage: Eukaryota; Fungi; Ascomycota; Sordariomycetes; Glomerellales; Plectosphaerellaceae. The transcript has 13 exons. The record is from RefSeq and is a predicted model, not a curated record. Bases 1 to 1212 code for a protein of 403 amino acids.
AUGGUUGCAGCAGGUGCAGCGAAGCCGAUGGUCGGUUCAGGUUCGUCGGGCGAGCAGACGAAGCAGAAUCGUGUGAUGGAUGGAGCCAGCCGAAUGAAGGGGACUCGGGGAUUUGCAGUCGAUGCCGCCGUUCUCUUGGUUACUGGGUUGGAAAACCCAGAGGAAUGGGAUAGGAGAGGAGGAAACCCCCGGAGUUAUGUUGAAUGUACUCGACGACAACCGCAACCACAACCGCAACCGCAGCCACAACCACGAAUAGACGGGGAUAUACUGGUCGGUACCAAGAGGGGGGUUGAGGAACGGACCUCUACCAAAAAGCGAACGGUUCGCCAUUUCGAGCCGGGAGCCGGGGUCGAGAAGCGCCCCGCAUCCCAAGGAUUCGACGCGGCCCAAUGUACAAGGUGCGCAAGUACGAAUACUUUCUACAAGAAUGACAGACGCACCCAGCACUGGUACUGGUACUGGUGCAGCAAGACGGUCGAGCCAUGGUGCUGGGACAUUUAUGAGGGGAAACACAAGCAACACAACGUUUCUUUCCAGAGCCGAAAGUCGGAAUGGCAACAUUUACUCAUCGACAGCUCGUCGUCAGAAAUAGACGGACGAAAGGAACGAGGACAGUGGAGGGAGACGAUGCAUCCUACCAAUGAGAGCCGUGCUUGUUGUCCCAAUCCCUUGGGAACACGCACCCUCCAUCACUCCUUCACUGCAGUUUUCCAGGCAAACUUUGGUCACACCUCGACUCUGAUUCGUUGCCACAAUCCAAUCAGAUACCUGCCGAGUCAGCUGGGUCGCUGGGCUGCAGCCCAAACUUCGUUGAAGACGAACGGUAUUUUCCGUGGCACAGACAUGCCCCCGAACCGCCACCCUCUUAACCCUUCUCGGGAAGCAGCCUUGGCUUUUAGUCUCCAGUCCACCCCCCGGCUUACGAUAUCCCGAAGCGAAGCGAAGGCAUCUAUCCAAUCCAAAUACCCAGUCAGCUGGUCUCUCCACCAGCCGUCUUGCCUGUCCUGUCCUGUCCUGUCCUGUCCUGCCCUGCACUGCACUGCGCUGCCCUUCCCUGUCCCUGUCUCGCCCGACCAGUGCUCAAUGGGGCAGGCCAGCCAUGGAGUGAGCGCCUGCCUUGACGCGUCGUCCUUGCCUGCGGAGUGCGGAGUUCGGACUGCGUACCGCGGACAUACGAAGUGUGGACAUUUCGGUACGAAACAGUGGUGA